Molecule: messenger RNA, 2996 nt
Organism: Vigna radiata var. radiata (mung bean)
Lineage: Eukaryota; Viridiplantae; Streptophyta; Magnoliopsida; Fabales; Fabaceae
Product: zinc finger protein 853-like
Exons: 2
Coding region: 1532-2098 (188 amino acids)
Source: RefSeq, a predicted model, not a curated record
GCCUGUAGUGGCUAGAAGCGACAAAACUGCAAGGACUGCCAUCAUUGACUAGUGGAGUCUGAAAGCCUGAAACCUGGCUGGAAACAUACUCCCCCUCACGACGAACGGCGGAAAUGACGGCGCGCCAAUGACAGACCGUGAAAGUGGAAGAUCAUAAUGAGCUCUUAUUCAUCAAAGAGCCUAAAAAUAAAUCUGACAAAUUUGACAAAGGGUUGGUGAAAUUGUUUCAACCCAUAAUUUUAGUGUUGAAAUUUCUUGGUAUUAACCACUAAUUGUCCUUGAAGACCUUUCAGAAUAGAGAAGAUAGAAGAAGCAGUAGAGGUAGGACUAGGUGUUGGUCAUCAGUGGCACAAGUGGCGGAGACGACGGCAGGAGACGGUUGCCGGAUACGAUGGCCGGAGACGACGGCCGGAGACGGUGCCAGUGACGGAAGGCCGGUGACGGUGGCCAACGACGGCUGACGACCGGAGGCGAUGGCCGGUGGCGGCGGAUAGCUGUGACGGUGGCCGACAGCAGUGGACAGCUGGCAGGUGGCGAGCGGCAACGAGCAGUGUGGACAGCAACAUCGGACAGAUGCGAAGCAAAAUCUAGAGAUUGCCCAUUGAAGUAUAAAGGCAAAGGUUGAAAAAGAAACCUUUAGGGGGGCGCCGCCAGUGGUGGUGGCCACUGGCAGCAACAAAGACAAAGUAGAAAAGAAUAAAAAAACCUGAUCUGAUACCAUAUAUUGGUGUUAUCAAAAAAUUCUUCCACUUUGUCUACUAUAAUUAAAGAGAUGCAUGAGUCUCACGAAGUACGCUCACUUUUUGGCCCUUGCUCAUCUCUUUACAACAGUCGAAGUUGCUCAAUUGUUAAGACCUAAUGAGAAGCUUAGACCCAGAUUUUACGGUCCUUAUGUAGUCCAGGAACGCAUAGGACCUGUAGCUUAUAUGUUGGACCUUCCUGCCCACAACAGAAUUCACCCAGUCUUUCAUGUCCCCUCCUCAAACGUGCUGUCCAACCAACCACUACAGUUCAACCUCUUCCCCCUACACUUACCGAGGAAUUGAUGUUAGAGGUUUCUCCAUUGGAGCUGCUUGAUGUUCGCACGUCUCCAACGGGCGAUUUGAAGGUUUUAAUUAAAUGACAACACUUACCAUCCAUUGAAAACAAUUGGGAAUCUGCAGCAGCCAUCAGUACGGAGUUUCCUGCUUUUCACCUUGAGAACAAGGUGACACUUCAUGGAAGGGUAUGGAUAGGAUUUUAAUGGCUGGUACUAUCAAAGUUGUACUUAUCGAUCCGGAUAUAGAGAUUCAUUAAUUGUUCCGCAAGUACAUCGAUGAAGUGGUAUCCCGGGAGUCAUNUGUGGUCCACCAACUUACAGCAUACACAAACUCUUCAAAUGCUAUAGUGGAUAUUAUGAGGAAUUCAAAUGUGGAUUUAAUAAUUGCGGAGACACAUAUGCCAGGCAUAAAUCCCCUAAAUGCUUAAAGUAUAAUUUCGUUUCUCAAGAAACAAAACAUCAACAUUCCUGUAAUAGCAAUAUCCGAUCACAAUGAACACUUUUACUGAAUGUUUUCAAGCGGGAAUAGAGGAUAGGUGGGAGAAACCUGUCAAUAGUAAAAAAUUAUCGUACUUGGUGAGCUAUGUUCGAAAGCAUAGAGCCUUGGAGGCCCUAAGUAAAGAAAAAGCCGCCUUACUCGAAGAAAAAGCCCCUGAUAAGGAAAAAGCCGCUUUAUCUGAAGAAAAAGCCCCUGAAAAGGAAAAAGCCACCAUACCGGAAGAAAAAACUCUGAUAAGGAAAAAAAACAGGAAGGAGUGGACCAUUGACAUGAAAUCACAAUUCGAGUUGGCUAUUGAAUCUUUUGGAUCAACUGCUACCCCUACCACGAUCAUGAAAGCAAUGAAUAAUCCACAGGUGCAACUUAGCCAAGUGCAGAAUCGAGUGAAGACUCGCAGAAAACAGGAGAAGAAAAAACCGCAGCUGUUAGAAGAGCAGGUGCAGCAACACGAGCUGUUAGAAGAGCAGAUGCAACAACACGAGUUGUUAGAAGAGCAGGUGCAGCAACAGCAGCUAUUAGAAGCGCAGGUGCAGCCCCAGGUGCAGCCGGAGCCAGAAUAAAUAUAAAAUUUGUAUUCCUAUACAGUGAUUCUGUUAAUAGAAUUCAAUGAGUUUUCUGUGUCUCCACACUAUAGUUUAACAAAUAAAUAGCACUGGUGGAUAAAUAAAUACUAGUCAGGUUGUUUCCAGCCAGGUUUCAGACUUUCACACUCCACUAGUCAAUGAUGACAGUCCUUGCAGUUUUGUCGCUUCUAGCCACUACAGGCCCCAUCAGUCAAUGAUGGCAUUCCCUGUAGUUUUGAUGCAAGCCCCAUCCUUACUUGAUGCCAAUCCAGUCCCUGCACUUUGUCAUUGUUAAUAAAGUCCCUUUCUACCUUGGCAGACCUGGUGGAUAAAUAUUCAGCCAGUAUCUUACCAUGUGUGUAUCCACCAGCUCGUGUUGUUGCACAUGCUCUUCUAACAGCUCGUGUUGUUGCACCUGCUCUUCUAACAGUUGUUGUUCCUGCACCUGCACCUGCUCUUCUAACAGCUGCUGUUUUUUUCUUCUCCUGUUUUUUGCGAGUCUUCACUCGAUUCUGCACUUGGCUAAGUUGCACUUGUGGAUUAUUCAUUACUUUCAUAAUCGUGGUAGGGGUAGCAGUUGAUCCAAAAGAUUCAAUAGCCAACUCGAAUUGUGAUUUCAUCUCAAUGGUCCACCCUUUCUUGGAAGAUUUUUUUUCCUUAUCAGAGGUUUUUUCUUCAGGUAUGGCAGCUUUUUCCUUUUCAGGGGCUUUUUCUUCAGAUAAAGCGGCCUUUUCCUUAUCAUGGGCUUUUUCUUAGAGUAAGGCGGCUUUUUCUUUACUUAGGGCUUCUAAGGCUCUAUGCUUUCGAACAUAGCUCACCAAGUACGAUAAUCUUUUAAUAUUGACAGGUUUCUCCCAACAAUCCUCUACUCCCGCUUGAAAAAAUUUAGUAAAAG